Molecule: messenger RNA, 4554 nt
Organism: Eremothecium sinecaudum
Lineage: Eukaryota; Fungi; Ascomycota; Saccharomycetes; Saccharomycetales; Saccharomycetaceae
Gene: TCB3
Product: Tcb3p
Exons: 1
Coding region: 1-4554 (1517 amino acids)
Molecular function (GO): lipid binding
Source: RefSeq, a predicted model, not a curated record
AUGGAAAGUACAACUGCAACAGUUGGUAAGGCUACGCAGGCCGUCUAUCCAUUAAAUGUUCAAACUAAAACUAAAGUUCAACAUGUUGUGGGUGAGGACUUAGGCGAUAAAAUCGUUACAGAAAAGGUUGUGCAAGAGGUUGUCGAAAUGGAGAAUGAGGUACCGCAUGAAAGUGCUACCGAACCUCCUAAUGCGAUUGGUAUACCUGUUACAUCAACUAAUGAUUUCAAUCCGAAAAGUAUGAACGUGGCAACACCAAAUGUGGGUGCUCCCCAUGAAAAGAUUCUCGUUCGCACAGCACAAGAGAAUGUCUUGGCAACACCCCGUCAUGUGAUUGAAAAACGUCAUCCAUUGACUGCCAAUGGAAAGGAAGACGACGUAGAUCCCACCCAUUAUUUUCCUUGGGCCCAAGUGGGGUCAUUUGCCGAGAGUGGGAAAGGGUCGCCUAUAACUUCUAAUACGAAGUUGGUUAAAGCUUACAUUAGGGAGCGUCUGUACAAUGACUGGUACAAUAACGUGGGAAAUGUGGCUGGAACCUGUAUUUUUUCCUGGUUUAUUGCUUACAUGGGUUUCGGCUGGUGGGCUUUAAUAGGAGUGUUCUUUGUUACUGCCUCUGUGUACCGUGCAACUAGUCGCAGAUUCCAGAGGAAUGUCAGAGACGACUUGUUGAGAACCACCGUUCACGAAACGCUUGCGGAAAGGUAUGAGAGUGUGGAGUGGCUCAAUACCCUUUUGUCGAAAAUUUGGAUUAUAUAUAUGCCUGUGAUAUCGGAGAAGACCAAAGAAACCGCGAAUCCUCAAUUGGCAGGUGCUGCUCCUGGCUAUGGUAUAGACACAUUGUCACUUGACGAAUUUACCCUUGGCACUAAGGCUCCAAUGAUUGAAAGCAUCAGGUCAUAUCCAAAAAAGAGUGAGAGCUUCACUGAAAUGGACUGGAAAUUCUCUUUUAUGCCAAGCGAUGAAUCUAACAUGACUCCUCAUGAGGCCAAACAUAAGGUAAAACCAAAGAUAUCCUUAGGUGUUUCCGUUGGUAAAGGUAUAGUUUCUAAAUCUCUGCCAGUGCUUGUUGAGGAUAUUAACGUUGCGGGCAAUUUGCGUGUUACAUUACACUACGGUGAUGUUUUCCCUAAUAUCAAAACUGUUUCUGUUUCUUUGUUGGAACCACCAUUGAUUGACUUUGCCUUGAAGCCUGUUGGUGGUGAUACUUUGGGUUUAGAUAUCAUGACAUUUUUGCCUGGAUUAAAGACUUUUGUUAAGACCAUGAUAGACUCAUUUGCACGUCCAAUGCUUUAUGCACCUAACCACUUCGAUAUCGAUGUAGAAGAAAUAAUGGCAGCCCAAUCAAGUGAUGCAAUAGGUGUUGUUGCAGUCACUUUGCAUUCCGCACAGGGUUUGAAGCCAUCUAACUCAUUGAACUCGUUCAUUGAGUUAACUACAGACAGGCCUGUCACAACUGUUGACGAAGAGGUCCGUACUAAAACACAAAGGAAUACUCCUACAUGGAGUGAAACAAAAUACCUCAUGGUGAACUCUUUAGAACAAAAGUUAUACUUAAAAUGCUUCAAUGCCGCUGGCCGUAAAAACAAUCUAAUUGGCGAAGCUGUGUUUGAGCUAAAUGAAUUAUACCAAAAAUCGGAACAAAGAGGCCUCGUUACAGACUUGAAGAACAACGGCAAAACAAAAGGCGCUUUGAAAUACGACCUAGUCUGGCACCCAGUAAUUGGUAAGGAAAAGAAACCGGAUAUUCCGAAGAUGAGCAAAGAUAUUUCUUCUUCAGUAGAUGAGGAUGGAAGUACCGAAGUUGAAAACCAAGACGUUGAGAAUUCAGAAGAAGAGGAAGAAAAGAGUAAAAGCCUCGACACUGGUAUCUUGAAGUUCACUUUGCACAAGGUGAAAUACUUGAACACCGGUAGCUCUGUUACUGGCGUGUUGUCUCCAUCAGCAGACUUGUUUAUUGACGAAAAGAAGCAAAAAUACUAUAAAACAUUACGUCGGAUGAAUGAACCAACCUGGGAAGAGUCAAUAGAGAUCUUUGUUCCAUCUCGACGGAAUUCUGAAAUUAGUUUGAAAAUCUAUGAUGAACAUGUAACUGGCAGGGAAAUGAUCUGCGAAUAUUCUAGUGUUAUAGAUCAAUUCUUGGAACAAGCGGAAGAAGGAAAGGAGUUCGUUAAGGGUAACCCUCAAGGUGAGAUUUAUUUUACUGCUGUAUGGAAACCUGUCGAUGUUCCAGAAGGCGCCUUCGGUGCCUCUAAUGCAAUGCACGAUCCUUUGGGUGUUGCCAGGUUACAUAUUCGUGAUGCACUUGUCUCGGAACCUGGAUUCAGUGGUGAUAUCGAUACUUACUUUGUUGUUUCUACCGACAAAACCGUUAUUUAUAAGUCGAAUUACUUUGCCAAGAACCCAGAGCCUAUUUUUAACAACGUCAUUUACGUUCCUAUCACCUCUGAUAAUCAAAUCGUCACAAUUGAUUUGUAUGAUUUUCAAAGAAUUGGUAAAGAUCGUUUUAUUGGUGGUUGUCAUUUUAAGGCUGGAAAUAUAAUGGCUGGAGAUUUUGCAACAGGGAAGUUGCAACCAGCUGGCUCUGACAACAAAAUAUUGGAAUGGAACUUGUGUGAUAAGGAAAGGAAUGUGACGGCAAAUAUAGUUAGAACAUCUGUUACCUUUAUUCCAACAAUAUCAGUGUUUGCACCAAAUGAGAUGGAGAAAGUUGCUGAACUUGAAAAGAGGGUUAUCGAAAAGGAGAAGAAGUUUGAAGCUGAACAAGAGGCUCUAAGGAAGGAAAUGGAAGAGAACCCUGAUGAGUAUGAAAUUGUUGAAAUUGAUGUAGAUGAUAAAGAAGCUGCUCUGUUAAACAAAAAGGAGAAAAUGUCAUUUGAGGAGCUAAUUAAGUAUAAUUCUGGUGUCAUAAGUUUUAGAGUAAGCAAUGGUAAAUUGCACAAGGGUAGCCAUUUACAAAUAUUAUGUGAUGAGUUUCCCUACCCAGCAUUUGUCAGUAACAAGGCUAAUAAUGGUAUGAUAGCUGCUGAACAUGGCGAAUAUUUCGUGCGUGAUUUGCAACAUAGUAUUACCUGUUUUAGAGUUACAAGUGUUCCCAUUGUGAAGGAUUCAGAUGAUGUUGUUACAGAGAUAAAUAUUCCUACGCUACGUCUAUUGACUCAGAGUUAUAAUGAACCAUUCACAGUUGGGCUAAAAGGUUCAGCUGUGGAUGUUGAAAUGAUAUACUCUCCUACAACCAUCACUCUACCAUUAUCUGAAACUAUAGUGGACACUGGUGUGAUGGAAAUAGAGGUUGUUUCAGCUGCGAACUUACCAUCGCAUGAUAGAAACGGUCUAUCCGAUCCAUUUGCAGUUAUUAAGUUAGAUGGUGCCAAGCUAUUUACCACAGAAACAAUUAAAAAGACCUUAUCACCCAGUUGGAAUGCGAAAACAACUAUUCCAAUUCCUUCAAGAGCUAGAAAUAAAUUGGUCAUUGAGGUGUAUGAUUGGGAUAGAGCUGGUUCUAACACUUUACUCUGCUCAACCGUAUUAUCACUGACUGCUCUGUCUAUUAAUGAGCCACAGUCUUUUACCCUAGAUUUGACUCCACAGGGUAUGGUUAACGUUAGAACGCUAUUCAAGCCUGAGUAUAUCAGACCUGCCGUUAAUGUUGCAGAGGGUAGUCUUGUUUCUAUGCCAUUCAAAGCCGUAGGCACAGUCGCAAACUUUGGUAUUGGUGUCGCUGGCGCUGGUGUCGGCGUAGCAACAGGGGCCGCUGGAACUGUUGCAGAUUUGGGUAUUGGCGGCAUCCAGAAGGGUGGUCGCUUGUUAAAAGGUAUUGGAGGUUUUAAUAAUAAGCAUUCAAAGGGUAGUAGUGUCGAUGGCAGUGAACAGCCUGAUUUGCCAAAAAUUAAGGUUGAAUCGCAUGACAAUGAACCACCUAACGCGGUUCCAAAGCUUAGCGUUGCACCAUCUUCUCCUGUAAAUCAUCACAAUCGCCGACUAUCGCAGGCUAUUAACUCUCAAGUAGAAAGUGAUGAUCAUAGAGCCCCUGGUGCUACUUCAAAUAAUUCUGACGUGCUAUAUGAGUUGUCCAGUGUUGAUGGUCCACCAGGACCUAUUCCAAGAAACAGGGCAUUUUCUCGUACAAGUAGCUUCAGUCGCGGUGUGCCUGCACAUGCCAAUAUCCGUGGAAGUUUGACACUAAUUGCGGCUGAAAACCUAGGAAAGUCAGUUCAAAUUAGAAUAUCACUAGUAAGAGAAGGAAAGUUAAAACAUGUCUACAGGACAGAGAAGCAGAAAGCAGACGCCAACGGUACUUGUUUUUUUAACGAAACAUGUGAGUUCCGUGCUCCUCCAGAGGCAAAUCUAAUAUUUAGCGCUGUUUCACACCACACUUUUAGCAAGGACACUAAACUUGGUGUGGCCCAAGUGAAUCUAGCAGAUCCUCAGUUGAGACAAGAUGGUCAAAUUCUCAUAAAACUGGGCACCGGGCAUAUAAUAUUUAAACUACAGUAUGAUGGAGGACUUCCACCUGUUCCAGCUUUACCAGCUGAAUUACAACAAACUUUAAAAUAA